Messenger RNA from Anarrhichthys ocellatus (wolf-eel), 10870 nucleotides. RefSeq names its product ribosomal protein S6 kinase a, polypeptide 1 (gene rps6ka1). The record is from RefSeq and is a predicted model, not a curated record. Lineage: Eukaryota; Metazoa; Chordata; Actinopteri; Perciformes; Anarhichadidae. The transcript has 21 exons. Gene Ontology annotation, biological process: intracellular signal transduction; protein phosphorylation. Gene Ontology annotation, molecular function: ATP binding; protein serine/threonine kinase activity; magnesium ion binding. The coding region runs from base 7058 to 9196 and encodes 712 amino acids.
ACACACUGGGGGAUGGUUUACAGCCCAAUUACCCAGCCUGCCUCUGUGCUAGAAGGGGCCUCUAAAUCUUCCGUUGUCCACAAUAUGACCUCUGUUACAGUACUUCUUCCUCUUGGCCAUCAGCUAUACAGUUCACCUCACUGCACUCUGUUUUCUUGGGAUGCUGUUAAACUAUCUUUAAUCACUCCUUCAAGAGUUUUUCAGAUCAUUCCAAAGCAUUCAUUUAGCUACAAGCGGAGUAAGAUUCUGGUUUGUUGAAGUCCUAUUUUUUUGUAGUUUGGGCCAUAAUUUCUGUCAGUUAUGAUACUAUUGUAUUCACCAAAGUCAUGGUUUGGAUCUGGAUAAACAGCGACAUCACUACAACCAAGUCCAGCAGUGAGACAAUAACAGCCUGUAAACAAGCCAACAGUUAAAUCGAUUUAUCUAAAUCAAAUAUCUACAUUGUUUUUGUGGCCUGGCUGCUGAUAUCUGGAAAUCAUAACACAUAUUGUACAGUACAGGUCGAUAUCAUUUUGAUACCCCUGAAAAAUCUGUUUCCGGAUUUUAUUUUAUUGUGUUUACGAGCUAGUUGCAACAGUAAUGGAGCAUACAGUAUGUAGAUUGAGUAGCUAAUUGGCUGAUGAUCUAUUGAUGUUGUGUACUGAUGACCUACUUGAGCUCAAAAUCAGUAACUUGUUGUUGGUGGUGUCGUAGUAAGUAUAGAUAGAAUAUUUAAAGUUUCCGUACUAAUUUUAUUGUUCACCUUAAUCCAGUAUUUGUUUCGGAACUUCCCAAAUCUCAGCAAUAUACUUUUACCAGAUGGAUCGCUGGUCAAAAUAACAAAACAAAAAAAAGACAUACCUUGCAUGAAACCACUAUUUCUCUCUUUUUAAAAUAAUUUCACAGUGCCCUUUUAAUGUGUGUAAGAGUGUGUUCAGCCAGACUGAUGAAGAUAUAUGAAUGAAAAACCUCUAGGACGCGACCACAGAAGGCUUUUAAAUGGAUGUGGCCGGACUGUGUUUGUGCUCUGAGCAUUACAAGUCCCAAUAUUAUAUAUUAUGUUUCAUCAUCCCAGAACAAACUAAAAACCUACUUAACUUGAACCAGAUGCCCUUCAGACUUUUGAUCCAUCCAUCUAUUCACUUCAUCCCCCUCCUCCUCCAUCCAUUCAUGGCUGCUAUGGGCCUAGUUGUCAUGGUUACAGUGUCCUUGCCGUCGCUAAGCCGAUUGUGACUUGUGCCACCAGGAAGGAAAACAGGUUUAUGAGCAACACACACGCACACACACUCUUUACCGGGCUUCUUGUGAAGGAUUUUCAUUCAUAUAUCGGUUUGGCUUAAAACGCGCUCUCUCUCUCUCUCUCUCUCUCACUCACUCACUCACUCACUCACUCACGUACAGUACAGUAGUGACUACACAGGGCUACUCUGACAGAGAGUCGGCCCCAUUAAUCAUCCAGUACGCAUGUGCAUCAUCUUAUUUAUAUAUACACGUCUGUGUAUUCUGAAAGGUUUAUGAUAGUAGAGUCACAAGCUACGUUGCCAACCUUUAAAGGCCGCCAUGAUAUAUAACUUGGAGUUCAUCCUCAUGCAGCAUGGUUGGUUUUGGAGAAGAUUCUGCUUUCAAAUUGCAUAUUGAAGUAGAGGAGGAAGACACACAAGUACUCUUUUUGUUGAGCUGGAAGCUGGCAAAUGUUACCUGGAAGAAAGUGUGUGUGUGCGUGUGCAUGUGCGUGUGCGUGUGUGUGUGUGUGUGUGUGUGGCCUUGCUAACACCUCUUAUCAUAGAAAGAGGAUGCUGGGAGAUGGAGACAGACACAGUUGCCAUAGUUUCACGCAUCUCCCUCUCAGGGUCGUUUAAGGAAAAUGUUCCGACCUGUUCCUCUCAUCCUUUAGCUCUCAUUAAUAUGGAUGCUGAUGGUGUUUGUUAUCUCUGCCCUUCUCUCUCGAUUCAAUAAAACCGCUGCUGCAUUUUCUUUUUACUUCAAUUUGUGUGUUCCGUCUGCCAUGUUUUUUCUUCUUUUCUCUUUCUCUCCUCUCUCACUCAUAUGUUCAUAUAUAUUUAUAUAUACUGUAUACAUAUUCUCUUUCUCAGCAAAUUUACCGGGAUCAUAUAACCUUUUGCCAUGACAUAACAGCAGUGUCAUAAGCAUUACAGGAAAUGCAAAAAUUCCAUUAACAACAUAUUUCAUAGUUAAUUUAUAUACAGAUGAGUUGAUAAAAAACACCCCCGAGAUGAAGAUAUUUAUUUAUUUCCGCAUCUCAUUGUAAUACUCACACCUGAGUGUCAACUUCUACAAUUGAUUUACUCUUCUGGGCUUCAGGAUGAACUGGUUUAACAUCGACUGACAUGGCCAAAGGCAGCGGUCCAAGUUUUCAGCAGCCAAAUGCUUGUAAAUUCUGUCUUUGCUGGCCACGUCAUACUUUCAGAAGCUUUGACAACUAGACGAUUCAUCUUCAUUCAUUUGUUUUCAACUCAAUUUAGCAGCAACGGUGAGCUUCUUUUUUCCCUGCCUAUUACAAUAAGGAGAAAAUCGUAUUUUCUGACAUAUUCAAAUCUGCACAAAUCAAUUAUAUAACUAUGGGAUGACUGUGUAAUGUAUAAUUAGUCGCUCGAAGUGAUGAACCCAUGGAGAAUUCACACAACUCUGCAGCGCCCCUCUGCUCUACGGAGCAGUUCAGCUUUUUUCCGCUGAUUGUUUUGGUUCGACGGCAACACAACUUGGUUCAGUGUCGGCGGUCUCAUCGUCUUUGUCCAACCACAGCUGGCAGCUGUUAUCUGAUUAUUAUCUGAUUUCAUAAACCCUGUUUGAAUGUCAUGCCUGGCACCAAACAUCAGACAAAGUGAACGUUUUGGACUUGCGUACAUUCAUCAGGUGACCAUAAACAUGAUUCCAAAUGAAUGUUAAUGUUACUGCUGGAUCUGUAAAUGGACAACUGUUUGCCAACACAUAUGCAUAUGAGCUUUACAAUGUGUCAAUGUUGUGUUUACAGUUUGUUCUGCUCUCCCCGAGUGGCUGAAAAAACAUCAAUACAGCAAAAAUUUAAUUCAAAUAAAUACAUCAUGUUAUGAAGGUCUCAAUGCUCUGUAUUACCAUUAAAGAUUAUAUGAUUCUUCCGCAUUAGCCAUUAAAAGUUGUUAACAGAGAGAACACUACCACAAUGUGCUUUUUUGAUGAAGUAAGAGGAGAAAAUGUACUUUCUUAAAACUUUUAGUGCCUGGACUCCAUCCUUCAGUGAACAUACAUGCUAAUGUUUUCUUAAUUUAAAUCCACGUCACGUCUAUUUAUAUUUAAUUGUGAGCAUGCCAGUGACAUUUUAGCCUGACAUCGUGUACGUUAAAGUGAAGUGUUACAAACAGGAAGGGUUAGAUGCCACUGAUCUGGCCUCAACGGAGAAGGAUGAAGGUGUGUCUACCUGGGUGGCAGUGCUCGGCUGGUGAAAUAUUCAUCAUACAAUUUCCCAUCUCAAGUGUUGGAGGUGGUGGAGUUUAUAUAUGAAAAAAACACUGAUAGUCGGACGCGUUUUGGAACAGUGCACAAGGUUAUGAAUCGUGUUUAAGUUCAGGAAGGAUGCCUACGCCUGUGUUUUGAUUUAUACCCGUUUGUGCUUUUGGCAAGUGGUCAGGUUGAUAUUUAAGGAAAGAGGAGAACCACGAGACGGAGGAAGUAUUGACUGAGAUUUGAAGCUGCUAUUUUAGGCUGCUCUGGCUGGUGUGAAGAGUUAAAACUAUGAGAGUGGGACCGGUUAGGUAAUGACGUAGAAGUUAGAAAAUGGUUGACGUGUGUGUUUAUAUGCAGGUGUUGCUCUGUUAUUCUGUGAAUGGUGAAGUAGAGUGCUGCACAUUUCCACUGCAGUCAGUCAGCCCGCUUAGCUUUAACUCUGAUGACCUCAAUGUUUAAAUUACCAUCACCAAUAUUCAACUCUUCAACAUCGAUCUUGAGGUAUUUGGUAAAAUGCAUAUUGAUAGUGUAUUUGAUUUUCCCCAUAUGGCCUAGACCUAUUAUCUAGCCCUCUCUUUUUAUCUCUCUUACUCCCCCCCUGCCAUUUCCGUCUCUCUUUUAUUUAUUUAUUGACCAUCGCUGCCACUGUGGAUGUUACACAAGGCCAUUAAGGCCUCAUGUCAACUGGCCCAGCACUGAACUGCCUCUCAUCUUACUGCUAUCCUUGCUGGGGCUAUUAUUAGUACCUAUGCCAACACAGGAUUUCCUGUAGCAUCUGUGCUAAUUCUGUAACAUCCACCUUUAACUUGUCUUAUAGCAUUUGAUAUAAAACUAGCAUCUGUGCUAGUCGAAAGAUCCUGCUCAUUAAAACUUUUGCCGGUAUUUGGUCAGUGUAGUAGUGGUUUUAGAUUUUGUGUGUGUGUGUGUGUGUGUGUGUGUGUGUGUGUGUGUGUGUGGCGUGAUAGUGUAAUUGGAUAAGCAGAUGGACAGAUGGUCUGCUAAAGGAUGUUUAGUAACUCCAGAACCCUUUACGAAGAAGUCAAGGAUCGAAACAUGUUGCCUAUCAACAGUGAUGGAUAAACCUGUGACUAGUCAUAAACCACCUUUUCAUUAUCUUCUUCUGUAUCUACAUAUCUCUGUUUUUGUACUAUAAUGUAAUGUGCUAAGGUAGCACUGAUUCCACAAAAGAAUUGUAUUGUAGGUAUUGCUCAUACUUAUAACAAUCUUUCUUAUUCUACUAUCUGUUCUAUAGAUGAAACUCUUGUCUCUAUAUUUCUGUGGGAUAACGGCACUGGCAAAGACGGAGAUAAUCACGUUAAGUAGUGAGGGAUUAAGUCUAUAAGUCUUUGCUGGGCUGCUAGUUCUUUGUUCUCAUUCAGCCGGAACCUAAACUUUUUAUUUUUUCUCCAUUUGUCUCUUCUUUUAUGACAUUCUUUAAAUCUGUUCUCAUCCGGCCUGCCCCAGCUAGUAUUAAAGCACCAUGUCGGGAUGUCUAAGGAUUGCACUGGGAAUGGAUGAUUGUCCAGCUGCAGCGCUGCCUCUUCCCACAACCUUCCUUCCCUCUUCCCACCUCUUCCCCUACCGUCCUGUCAGUCGCGGCUGACUGCAGGUGUUGCUAGAUGGUCAACAGAGUAAGUGGGAGAACGAAUGGGGGGGACAGGCGAACGGACCGAUUGAAGUUGGACAGGUGGAGAAACUUUUUGGCGAAGUGGAAAGAAAGGUGUGUUGUCGGAGCAGGCUGUUCAUCAAAGGAAAAAAUGAACAGGAAAGGAUGAGUCAGCCCUGCCCACCAAAAUAUAGCAGCCCUGCCUUCAGAGAUGAUGAAGGGGCAGAGAGGGAAGAGUUUCAGACUGAAACAAACAGAGGGAGACAUUCCUGCCUCUCACCUAACAGAUUAGGGCGCCUGCCUGCACACAUUUCUGGACACGUUUCAAGCACCCAACACAACUCUGAACCAAAGGCACACUGACUCGGUGCAAACAAGCCAUCACUGAAUGAGGACUAAACCGGUGCUUUAAUCUGCGUUUGUUUUUAUGCAGUCCAUCCAGUCUGCAGUUAUACAUGUUAGUAAGUUGUUAAUAGACUGGUUUGGUUUAUUAUCCAGGAGGUAUGUGGACAAAAGCAGAAUCAAGUGUCAUUCUGGAGGAGGAUAAACAGCUAGCUUGUUUUUAUUAAUGAUCCUUAAAAUAUUAUAGAAAAUAUUUGAUUGAUCGAUUACUCGACAGAAAAUGAAUCUACCACCACUUUGAUCAGUCAACUGCUUCAAACAUUCACUAUUUCCAACUCUUUUCUGUGUCUUUUACUCUUCAGUUCUAAUUAAGUAAUCGCACUUUCUUUAUCAUAGUCGAGGUACUGCAGUGUAUUCUCCCCUCUUUGUGUCUGCUUAGGCAGACCAAGUCUAUUGUAGGACAUUUGUUUUCAUAGUAAUGAGACUGAUGCACGGUUGGUUGGUUGGUUGGAUGUUUCGACUACUCUGUCUCCCUUCAUGUACACUAGUCGUUUAUGCUGUCUCCCACUCUGGACUUUCUCAAUUCAGCAGUCAGAACUGUCAUGCAUUUGACAACGUGCAGGUGCUGCUCCUGCUUCAUUUUCUAGGAAAGACGAGAGGCUACAGUGAGACAAAUACUGUAAUUGUCUUGUCUUUUUCAGCUCUUCAAUCGUCUCACUCUUCUAAACCUCAUUGUCACAGAGCGAACAUCAGGACAAGACAUUGCUGUCAAAGGGCUUUAACUUGCUGCUGUGAUUUGACCGUUUUUUGUUCAGCAGCUCAGCCUCUGUCACCUCCCACAGGCUCCCCAUCGGUCCUAACGUUUGUCUGCUUUGUUGUAAUAAUGUCGGAUCCAACAGUGGAGGAGGCAUGUGCUAACAAUGUGAACAUGCCCUUACUUGGCUAAAGCUCUUCUCUCAUGGCACUCUUCUUUGGAGCACUGGCCUGGCUGUAGACUUGCACUGGCCCCUUGUGUUUAUCAAAGACCAUUACACCAUGUUGGUCUGACAGGAGGUAGUACAUCUGCUUUCUAUCUGUCAGAAAGAUACAAGCUACUGAAGAUCCAAGUUUUAACUGACAUGCAACUUCUAAUUCCAACGGAUGCUUUUACCCAGAGGAAAUGCAAACUUCAUACAGGAUUGUCAAAUCUCUGAUUCUUGACGAGCAUGCCUCAGCAUGCAAUUACUUCCCUCCCCUUCUCUGGGAACUACUGCGGUUGCCAACAGAGGCUUGUGUAAUCAUACAGGGUGCUUAAUUAUGCAGAGUGAAUCUGUUUUUUGUUCAACUUCACUUCAAACUGUGUGAAACAGUUUAGUAGACUUGCCUGGAACUGCUCUGUGCUCCGGCAACAGUGUCUUUUUCCCCUUCUUCCUCUGUCACUAUACCACUCCCUGCUGCUUCCAAUGAGAAAACACUUCCUAAGAGACACUUCCUGCAGCUCUGUACCCAUUUCCUUCCUCCUACCUCUAUCCCCAACCAGUCAAUCUGCUGCACAUUUACUUCCUACUAGAGUAUACUUGUAGGUCUGUCAUUUUGGUAUUGCAUACAGAAAGUGUUGGCUAACUCUGACGUAGAUGCCGUGUGCUGUAUUUGUAAGACCGUGCAUGUCACAGAGAUUCACUGACACCAGUGACAUGGAAAUAUACGGACAUGUGGAGGCUCAUAUUCCGUACCCGUCGCACACAAGAGGAAAAUGGAGACAUCAAGGAGAUCAACAUCACCCACGUGGUCAAGGAGGGCUCGGAGAAGGCUGACGCCUCUCAGUUUGAAAUGCUCAAAGUGUUGGGACAAGGAUCCUUUGGCAAGGUGUUCCUGGUGCGAAAGGUGACCGACCCCGAUGCCAAUCAGCUCUAUGCCAUGAAGGUCCUCAAGAAGGCCACACUCAAAGUGAGAGACCGUGUGAGAACCAAGAUGGAGAGAGACAUCCUCGCAGAUGUCAACCACCCAUUUGUUGUCAAACUGCACUAUGCAUUCCAGACUGAAGGGAAGUUGUACUUGAUCCUGGACUUUCUCAGAGGAGGAGAUCUCUUCACCAGACUCUCCAAAGAGGUGAUGUUCACAGAGGAGGAUGUAAAGUUUUAUCUAGCAGAGCUGGCAUUAGGGCUGGACCACCUCCAUAGCCUGGGCAUCAUUUACAGGGACCUCAAACCUGAAAACAUUCUCCUGGAUGAGGAGGGACAUAUCAAACUCACAGAUUUUGGCUUGUGUAAAGAAGCCAUCGAUCAUGAGAAGAAAGCGUAUUCCUUCUGUGGUACCGUUGAGUACAUGGCACCAGAGGUUGUGAACAGGCAGGGACACGACCACAGCGCCGACUGGUGGUCGUUUGGAGUACUAAUGUUUGAGAUGUUGACUGGAUCGCUGCCAUUUCAAGGGAAGGACCGCAAAGAAACUAUGAGCCUGAUUCUGAAGGCGCGUCUGGGAAUGCCUCAGUUCCUGAGUUCAGAGGCCCAGUCUCUGCUCAGGGCUUUGUUCAAGAGGAACCCUACCAACAGACUGGCAGCGAGUGCAGAUGGUGCAGAGGAGAUCAAACGACAUGGAUUCUUCUCCACCAUAGACUGGAAUAAACUCUUCAGAAGAGAAUUAAAACCUCCGUUCAAACCGGCGGUGGCGCGUCCGGACGACACCUUCUACUUUGACUCCGAGUUCACCUCCCGCACCCCGAAAGACUCCCCUGGCGUGCCCCCCAGUGCCGGAGCUCACCAGCUCUUCAGAGGCUUCAGCUUUAUUGCAUCGACUCUGUUGGAGGAGGAAGGUUCAGUGGAGUCAGUCAAGCCACCGCCACACCCAGUGGUCCAGCAAUUACACGGGAAGAAUCUGCUGUUCAGCGACGGCUACAUAUUGAAAGAAGACAUCGGCAUGGGCUCCUUCUCUGUCUGUAAACGAUGUGUCCACAAAGCCACCAACACAGAAUACGCUGUCAAGAUGAUAGAAAAGACCAGUACAGACCCCUCUGAGGAGAUUGAGAUCCUACUUCGAUAUGGACAGCACCCAAACAUCAUAACGCUGAAGGAUGUGUAUGACAAUGGCAAGCAGGUGUUCAUGGUGACAGAGCUGAUGCGUGGAGGAGAGCUGCUGGAUCGGAUCCUUAAACAGAAGUUCUUUUCCGAGAGAGAGGCCAGCGCUGUGCUUCACACCAUCACCAAGACCGCAGAGUACCUGCACUCACAGGGGGUGGUGCACAGAGACCUGAAGCCCAGCAACAUCCUCUAUGUUGACGAGUCGGGGAACCCAGAGUCUAUCAGGAUCUGUGACUUUGGCUUCGCGAAGCAAUUGCGUGCCAACAACGGCCUGCUGAUGACCCCGUGCUACACUGCUAACUUUGUAGCUCCUGAGGUGUUGAAGCGUCAGGGCUAUGAUGAAGGAUGUGACAUCUGGAGUCUGGGAGUCUUACUGUACACCAUGCUGGCUGGUUUUACUCCAUUUGCCAACGGACCUGAGGACACCCCAAAUGAGAUCCUGAACAGGAUAGGCAACGGUCACUUCAGUCUGACUGGAGGCAACUGGGACACUGUGUCUGAGGCUGCCAAGGACCUUGUUUCCAAGAUGCUUCAUGUGGACCCCCAUCAGAGACUGACUGCUAAGCAGGUCCUCAAACAUCCCUGGAUUGUCCAGAGAGACAAGCUACCUAACAGCCAGCUCCCACACCAGGACCCCAAACUGGUCAAGGGUGCGAUGGCAGCCACCUACUCUGCCCUGAAGAAGUCCCAACCAACUCCAGAGCUCAAGCCCAUCGAGAGCUCCUUCCUAGCUCAGAGGCGCGUCAAGAAGCUUCCCUCCACCUCCCUGUAGAGACUCAAAACAACCAAUCGGCUCACUGGAGACUGAGCAAAACCAACCAACCACCCAGUCAGCUUGCACGAGGACUCAAGUGUCCGCCCGCCUCUACCAGCCAAGGAACACUGACUGUGGUCCUGCCCCCAUCUUGUGAAAUCAGUUGUCCUGCUAUGGCGAUCAUCCUCUUUUGGGCUCAUCAGCUGCUGUAAGACAGUCUCUGUGGACUGGCAAAAGAUCGUGAAGAUAGAUGGGGGCGAUGAGGGCGCCAAAAAAAAAAAAAAAAAAGGUUUUUGGCAAAUGUAUUAGCGCUGUGUGUGAGUGUGUGUUUGUGCAUGACUUGCCACAGAGUCGAUGCAGCCAUAAUUUUUCAAUUGUGACAAUGAAAGUUUUCUCUCCUCAUCAUUGCUGUGAUUGGUCGUCAUCCGGCUUGCUGCACGCCUGUCUGUCCGCCUGUUUUGUUGUCCGUCAUCCUGUUCUUUUUGUAAAGUUAAUGAGCUUUAUAUUAGCGGGUGUGCUGCCAAAUCAACCUGUGCCAACAGCACUCACCACAGUACUGUCCAACUGCUGUUAAAUGUUUUGGAAAGAGCAUUAUUAACAUGAAUAUUAAACAUUUCUGCCAUAAAUGCCUCUUUGGCUUUGGUACAGCCAGGAUACGUGGAUCCUGGGAAAUGUCAAAUGCUGAUGUUUUGGUUAAUGUCAAUCUAUGCUUGUAUUUUGUUUUACAGAGUGUGUGUGUGUGUGCUGUCUUGCAGGAUCCUGCAGGGAUCAUGUGCAUGGUCCGGUGAUGUGAUGAUGUCAUGUGGCUUCCUUGUUUCUCUCUGCUCCCUUUUCUCUGCUUGGUCAACCUGCUGGCAACCAUUUGAGAUGUCUAUUAUUUUUAUUACUACAAAACUAGUAAAAUAGGUGGCUUUCUGUGAAAGAAAAUGUGCCCAGGGAACAAUGUGGCAUGUUAAAAUUCUAUAUUUGCUUUUUUUUUGUUUUUCAUUUUUAUUAUUUUCUUUGUGUUUCUUGGGUAAUGCAUAUUGAAUGUUGUUUCCUGUGUUGGCUGCUUUUGUUGUUGAUUGUUUUGUUCUUUUUCUUUUUGUCCAAAGAAAGUGGUGAUCAAAAUAGUGAAAGACACACUGAGCACUUCAGUCUGUGGACUUAAAGCCGUACAGGUCUCUCCUUCUGUUUUGGGAUGUAAAGGACAAAGCACAGCCUCUCUUCUUACCCUUAAAAACGGUCAAAUCACUGGUUGCUAUUAUCACACAGACCUUCAGCAGUCUCGUGUUUAACUCUUGCAACUCUCAUGCAUUAUAUUUGAAUUCUGUUGAUUAUAUAACAUGUUUCAUUUUAUUGAUCCUCAAUUUGAGACAUGCUAAAUAAGAGUAAAUGUGUCUCCGUGUAAGUAACUUCACAUGCUAGGUCCUGCUUUCAGCUCGGUGCCUGGGCCUACAGGUGAGGCAGAAUGUCUUGCAUAGAUGACACGUGAUGGACAAACCAAACAGCCUGUACAUGUGUGCAGGGGAAGACCUGUGUGGCUAAAUAAUCUAUGAACCAGCUGUCUUACCUCAAAAGGUUCUAUUAUAAUUCUUGUUUGGUGGCAAAAUUAUCCCUCCUUUGACAAAAUUUAUGUCAACAUGUUAUUGUAUGAUAAAGAUGAAGAUUUUUAUAUCUUACAACUAUUAAAAAUGCAGUUGCUACAACAAA